This is a messenger RNA of Acanthochromis polyacanthus (spiny chromis), 3712 nucleotides long. RefSeq names its product growth differentiation factor 3 (gene gdf3). Gene Ontology annotation, molecular function: cytokine activity; growth factor activity. Gene Ontology annotation, cellular component: extracellular region. Lineage: Eukaryota; Metazoa; Chordata; Actinopteri; Pomacentridae. Gene Ontology annotation, biological process: SMAD protein signal transduction; BMP signaling pathway. The record is from RefSeq and is a predicted model, not a curated record. The transcript is spliced from 3 exons. The coding region runs from base 2373 to 3479 and encodes 368 amino acids.
GACAGAAACGAAAAACGAUCCGUUUUUUUUCAUUUUCUGAGACCGGAAGUGGUCAUCAGCAAGUGCUAAGCCAAACAGAGUACAGUGCAUAGACUGUAUAUAUUUUUUCGUUAGUUUUCAUGGUCAUAAUGAGAGAUCAGAUGGUCGAUCUUAAAAUCAAUCAAUAUUGAAUUUUUUUUAUAGCGUUAAAAUUUUGCGAAGCCAGGGGGCGGGGCUACUUGACUUAUUGUCUGGUCUGGAAUAAUUGACAGGUCCUAUGGAGGAGACAGCCCAGACUCUGCUCUUCUAAUUUGGAAUGACUCUGAUACAACAACUGUUUGUUCAUUUAUCGGUGGAGCAGCAGAACAUUUUCCACAGACAGUUUUCCUGCCUGUUGGCUUGGUUUAACCUGUUUUCUACCUUCGGCUGAUUCUACCAGCAGACACUGAAAGGACUCUGAUUGUUCGGCGUCUCAUGUUCACUGUGAGGAUCUUCUGAGUGAAGCCAGCAGAAGGAAAACCUCAUCUGGUUGUGAAGAAGGAGACUGGAUGGAUGACAUCCUCAGUGAACCACUUCCUGUUUAGCUUUCACUUACAGAAGGACAGAGCAACUGUUUCAGCAGCUUAUUAUUCUGUGUUCAGCGGACAGGUGCUCUGCUUUGGAGUGUGACGAUGUUCUCGGUGAUGUGGAGAGUGAAGUUUCCGUUUCACCCACAGCGUGCUUUAGGACACCCGAGUCGGACUUGAUGUUAGAAACACUUACCGACAGCUCAGAUUUAACUGUAGUUCCGUUUUGAUGGAUGUUAAAUUUUCACUCAAAGCCACCAGGAGCUGGGUCUUUAAAAUAACCUCCGUCUUGUUACAGAGUGAAAGUAGCAGUUCCUCCUUAAGGUCAGAGAUUGCAGCAUCUGAGGGCCUCUUCAAAAGAAGACGUAGUUGAUGAAGGCGUUCUGGACAGGCGUAAACUAACCGUGAUGUCACCCGUUGGUUUCAACGCUGAUAAAAUGAAGCCCGGAUUUUGCUACUUCCUGGUCGCCAUUUUGGAUUUUUUGGAGCCAGUGACAUAAAAAGUGUCAUCAAACAGGCUGGACCUGAGAGCAACUGGGGGCAGGACCAGUCAAUGGGACUGUCAAUCAAGUAUAGCCACGCCCCCUGGCUCCGCCAACUUUAACGAUUUAUUUCAAAUUCAAUAUUGAUUUAUUUUAAGAUCGGCCACCUGAUCUCUCAUUUUGACCAUGAAAACUAACGGGAAAAAAUCCUGAGCUGUAGAAAAUCAGUCUAUCAGAUUUUAUUUUUUCCAAAAAUGAAUUGGGGUCUAUGGAGAAAAAGCUUUUUGGAGCAAACCCUAGCGGACGGCAUGAUAUUGCAAAUUUUUGACACUUCCGGGUGGGCUUCAUUUCUGGAGCCAGAUGCUACAUCCAUCUUUAUGUACAGUCUAUGAAUCAGUGCAGCAGGAAGUUAAAAUUUACUUCAUGAUGAUGAAUUAAAGCAAAAAACUAUCUAGACCAGGGGUGUCCAACAUGUGGCCCACGGGCCAAAACCGGUCCUCCGGAGGGUCCAAUCCGGCCCUGAAAGUGUAAAACUUCCAGAGAAGACAUUAAUUGCAGAUUGUAAAUUAGUAAAACUGUAAAUUUAAGAUAAUUUCUCAACCAUGACAAGUUGUUUGGAUCAUAAAGUAAAAUACUUGAUUGUUAAUUAUAAUUUUGUUGUUUUGUGUCUCAUUUUUGUAAUAUUUUGUCUUGUUUUUGUUGUUUUUUAUUUUUGUCGGAUUUUUGUCGUGUGUUACAUGCUUUUGGCAUUUUGUGUGUCCUUUUUGUCUUGCUUGUGUUUUUAGUCUUGUUUUGUGUUUUGCUUUGUCCGUCAUUUUGUGUAUCUUUUUUGUGUGCGUUUUUUUUGUCUCACUUGUGUUAGUCUCUUUUUGUCAUUUUAUUUCUUGUUUUGGCAUUUUUUUGUCUAAUUUUUGUGGUUUGUCCAUUUUUUUGUCGCUUUCUAACUUUUUUGUGUAAGUUUUGUCUCGUUUUUGUUUUGUUUUGUGGCGUUUGUCUCAUUAUUGUAAUUUUGUGUCUCAUUUUUGUAAUAUUUUGUCUUGCUUUUGUUUAUUUGUUGUUUUUUUGUCUUUUGUGCCGUUUGUCUCAUGUUUUUGUCAGUUUGUGUUUUGUAUGAAUUUGCUGGAAGAAAUAUUAAUAUUUGGGCGCAUUUUUGGGAGGAUAACUCACAUUAAAGAAUGCAAAAGAAACUUCAGCACUUUUUUAGUGUCAAAAUGUUGUAGCUCAAAGUCAGCUGACCUGAGACCAGCCCAGCUGAGCUCCACCUCCUGCUGUCCUCACUAAUGAAGCAGCUGGAGGCUCCUUGGGUUGGACUGAUUUGCAGGUGAGGAUCCAGAAGCGACCAGACAUGAACCUUCUGCUGCUUCUCCUCUUCCCUUUCCUCGGCGCUUAUGCUCUGAGUCCGGCCGAGGAGAUGAAGAGUGAGGAGCGGUUCUUCCUCAGCGCCCUCGGCCUCUCCGAGCGGCCUCGGCCGGCAGCAGCAGCCGGACGCCACGUCCCCUCCGCCCUGUGGAGGAUGUUCCGGAGGAGAGACGGCGCUGAGGCCGAAGACAGCGAGCCGUGCACGGUCAACGAGUACGGAGUCCGGGGGAACAUCAUCCGGUUCGUGCAGGACCAAGGCGGUUUGGCCGGUCCGAGCAGCAGCUGUGAUUCCUGCCUGGAGAAGCAGCUCUUCUUCAACAUGUCCGUCCUGCAGCCUGUGGAGGAGCUGUCUCUGGCCCAGCUGGAGGUCACCUUCCACUGGAAGCCCCGCCUACUCGCCGAGCUCCUGCAGAACCAGCGGGCCAUCGGCGUGUCCCUCUACAGGGUGAUCCGGUCCACGCUGAGGGGGGCCUGUCCUCAGGCCAACCGCCGCCUGCUGCUGUCCCAGACGGUGAAGCUUCAGCCGGAGUCGACGUCCUUGAAGAUGGACCUCACCGCUCUGGCAGAAGGUUGGCGCACACCGGGACGCAAUUAUGGUCUGGUUCUGGAGCUGCUUCCUCCCAGCGCAGACAUCUCCUACUCGGCUAACCUGCUCCCGCUGGGUCCGACCCUCGCCCUGCCGCUGGUCCAGGCCUCUCUGGUGGCCGUGUCCCUGAACCCCCACCAGUGUCGCUCCAGGCAGAGGAGAAGCACCUUCCACAUCCCGCUGCCGCGCAGCACCGUGUGCCGGACCCGCAGCCUCUACGUGGACUUCAUGGAUGUGGGCUGGCAGGACUGGGUCAUCGCCCCGCAGGGCUACAUGGCCAACUACUGCCACGGCGAGUGUCCCUUCCCGCUCACCGAGAGGCUGAACGCCACCAACCACGCCAUCCUGCAGACCCUGGUCCACGCCCUGGACCCCUUCGGCACGCCUCAGCCCUGCUGCGUCCCCAUCCGCCUGUCGCCCGUCACCAUUCUCUACUACGACAACAACGACAACGUGGUACUGAGGCACUACCAGGACAUGGUGGUGCAGGAGUGCGGCUGUCGAUGAGGACCUCCUCAGCUUCUCCGUCCCACGUUUAGCGUCUUAAACAGCUGCCAUCGGUCGUGUUUGUUGAAAUGAUGGGAUGUCCUGGGGGAUUUUUAAAGAAUAUAACAUUUGCAUUUGCUUGUUGUCAUGGAGACGUCCAAAAGUGUCUUUGCGUUUGAAAUCAAAGUGUUUUCCAGGGUAGAGUUUUAUUAAUUGAUGUCUCUGAAUAAAGUCAUGUGUUUUAAUGAACUUCA